AUGGCCGAUGUGGAGUUCGCGGUUGGAUUUCUAUUCUUAGACGCUGCGCAAUACAUGUAUACCGGCUCCACACAGGAUAGUUUGCGGGUGGGGAACGUUUGGCAAACGAUUUACUGCGCGGAUAAGUACAAUUUGCCGAUGCUCAUGGAUAUGUGCCUGCAGUUCAUUCGCAGCCAGCUGAAAGACGACAACUGCUUGGCGUACUUGGAAAACGUGAAGCUUUUCGCGCACGGCUGCGUUGCCGCUUUCGUGGAGAAGUGCUUGGAGACGGUUGACGCGUCAACUACGGCUAUCCUGCAGUCAAAGCAGUUCUUGGCAAUUCGUCAAGAUACGCUGGUGAUGCUGCUGCAGCGUAACAGUUUGUCGGCAGAAGAGAACACCAUCUACACGGCCGUGGAGAAGUACACCGGUUUUACUUGGUCUGCGGAGGCAUGCCGCAAGAAUAAUCUGGAGCCAUCGGACGAUAACCGUCGUCAAAUGCUGGGCGCCGCCUUGUUUCUUGUCCGUUUUCCUUUGCUGACUGAUUCUGAACUGGUCAACGGUCCUGCUAAGAGUGGACUGCUAUUGGACAGUGAGCUACUGGCGAUUUACAAGUACAAAAACGCCGUAACCAAACCACCGCUGGUUUUUCCCGCUGAUUAUCGGACGGGCUGUGGAUUUGCUGGUUUCCGGUUCAAGGAGCGGUCCGCAUCGCUCAGCCAUCGCUUUCUUGAGUUCCACCAUUCGUUAUUGUCGCGCAACAUGUGGAUCAUUUCCAUCUGGCCAUCUGGGCGCGACUAA
Molecule: messenger RNA, 780 nt
Organism: Paramacrobiotus metropolitanus
Lineage: Eukaryota; Metazoa; Tardigrada; Eutardigrada; Parachela; Macrobiotidae
Product: BTB/POZ domain-containing protein 2-like
Exons: 6
Coding region: 1-780 (259 amino acids)
Source: RefSeq, a predicted model, not a curated record